CAAAACGGCUUCUCCUCUGAGCACAAAUCAGAUCACAGCAGCACAGCAAUCCCACCAGCCAGCUCCUGCCGUCAGCCAAAGCGAAGUACUUGGGGGGCCUCGAGCUGUGCCAAAACGCCGAGGCUGGUGCCUGCGGGGCUGUUGCACGGGAGCAGAGGUGGGGUAGGGGACGGGAGGGCACGGGACGGGACGGGAGGCUUUCCCCAGUGCCGGGGGCAGGUGCCGGCAGGAGGGCGGUUGUGCCAGGGCGGAUCAGAGAGCGAGGUGGGAGGCCGCCCGAGGCCCAAGAUGUCCUCUGACAGUGUAAGGCAAUAUCCAGAGGUGCUGAGUAAAAGGGGGCGAUUAUGGGGCAGAUGCACGGCGAGGGAUGGCGCCAGGUAAGAGGAGGGCUGGGAAGGGAGGGCGCGGAGGCUGGGAGGCAGGUGGAUGGAUGGCCCCAUCGGGAAGGACCGGGAAAGCAGUCUCCAUCGGCAGGAGGAGGGACGUGGGCAUGGUGACUAAACUUCUUGUAAAAGGGGGUGGAGAAAGGAAAGGGAGGGACAAGAAGAGGGGGGGAAAAAAAAAAAACCUGCAUGUCAAGUCUGAGGAAAUGCUGUGGGAACUACAGCCAGGCACCCUUUUUUUUUUUUUUCUCUCUCUCUCUUCUUCUUCUUCUCUCUUCUCCCCGCGUGUAGCUGAGAGGAAGGAAAGGAAGAAAGAGAAGUAGCUAGCUCAAAUGUGCCUCACUCUGCUGCCGGGGCGCGGGGGCUUGGCUGGAAGGAUCUAGUUUCUCUUUGGUGGCAGGAAAAGCAGCCGCAGGAGGAGGCAGAGACGGACACCCAGACAUGCCCGUCCCGUCAGGCUGCUGGCUGCUUCUCCUUUGCCUCGCUGCCGCUGGCAAACAGUUGUCACUACAAAUCACUCCACCGUGUGAAAGCGAACAACACUAUGAACACUCUGGACGGUGCUGCACAAAGUGUGAGCCAGGAAAGUAUAUGUCUGCUAGAUGCACUGGUACUUCUGACAGCAUGUGCCAACCGUGUGGCCCAAACGAGUAUAUGGAUGUCUGGAAUGAAGAAGAUAAAUGCUUACUACAUAAAAUAUGUGAUCAAGGGAAAGCUUUGAGAGAAGUGAACCCAGGGAACAGCACGUUCCAGCGGCAGUGCGCUUGUACAAUGGGCUACCACUGGAAUGAAGAUUGCGACUGCUGUCAGCGAAAUACCAUAUGUGCUCCAGGAUUCGGAGUUGAGCGUCCUGUGCAACAAGACAAGGACACGAUGUGCACACCAUGUCCCAGAGGCUACUUCUCAAAGGUUGCUUCAUCCACCGACGAGUGUAAAUCCUGGACCAACUGUACAGCUCUAGGAAUGGCAGAAACAGUGCCUGGGACUGACAAGUCGGAUGCAGUUUGCGCAGAACGGAAGAUGCCUGAGCCAUCGGAAGAUGGAACAAACAAGAUCUUAUAUGUGUUGAUUGUCAUCUUGUUUUUUGUGGCACUAAUUGGCAUUGUCAUCUUCAUCGUAUACUACAAGAAUAAGGGAAAAAAGCUGACAGCAGAUCUACAGAAUUGGGCUAACGAAGUGUGCAGCCAAAUAAAAGGAACAAAGGAGCCGCCCAGAGAUGCAUUUGUUACCGUGAACAUCACGAAUGCGGCUGUCCUCCAGACCUCUGAAGGCGUGUGUCUCCUGGGCCCCGCUGGCUCUUCUACCUCUGGAAACUCAUGCUGCACCAGCAGCCACGCUCCUUGCAGGAACGGCAGCCCCAGCACGGCACCGUGUGAGGUGGGAGGGAGCCUCCAAGAGUUUUCUGUGGUAACUGAAACUGAUGAUGACCAUUUCCCACCAGUUCCCACAGAGGAUGAAUACACGGAUAAGGAUCUCAAUACCGCUGAUUAUUUAUCUUUACUGAGUCGGACUGCCAGUAAAACAGUGUCGUCAUUUUCAGAACCGAUGGAGGCAGGGGAGAAUGACAGCUUAAAUCAGUACUUCUCAGGGAUUGGGAGCACAGAGGACGUAUCAGUCUCUCAAGGUUCCCGCCCUUCCUCUGACACAGAUGGGGCACACACUGCCACGGACAAACUUCUUCAGAAAUCUUGCCAACAUGCCCACAGUUGCCUGAAGGAAACGGGCAACAAAGACACAGAUCGUUUUACAACAAACUAUGACUCAGAGAAGACCUGUGUGAGAUGUGGCAUUUUGUACAGGGAAUCUCCCAGAAAGUGGAGCAAGCCCUGUUGUGCUGUGACUGACAGUGCCUCCACCUCCCCAGAAACUGGAUCCCAUGCACAGUGCACCUGUGGCUUGAAUUUUCUCUCUGCUGGUCAGAGCACUCUAGCAAGUGAUCACAGUAUGGAAGAUGCAUCUUCAGAUUGUACCAACAUGAAGUACCAGAACACAAACAGAAGCACUUCAGGGACAAAGAGCAGCACUUCAGACCUCCCUCCAGCAUCUGGAAAUGUGACUGGAAACAGUAACUCCACCUUUAUCUCAAGUGGACAAGUAAUGAAUUUCAAGGGCGACAUCAUUGUUGUCUACCUUAGCCAAAACUCCCAGGAGGGGGCAACGGCCUCGGGGCUGAGCGAGGAGAACGUGGGCAGCCCUGUGCAGGAGGAAAACCUCAGCCGCUGCGAGACUUUUGCCGGCAACGCCCAGCACUACAAGGAGAAGUGUGCCGAGCUGCAGGGCGUCUGCCCGGUGAUGGGGAGCCGGGGGCUGCGGCGAACCACCGGACGCCUGGCCCAGGAGCAGGGCCCAUCCUGCCGCAGCCAGGCCUCGCAGCCCGUGCAGGAGGAGGGGAGGCUGGGACACUUCUCGGAGAAGGUGUUGAACUGAGGCGAGAUGGUGUCCUUGCUGCGGGCCGGGGCACCAACGGGCAGCCCGCAAGAGUGUGGGGCUGCUGCGGGGCUGCUGCGGGGCUGCCGAAAUCCCGAGUGUCGCGACAGAUUUGGAAACUGUUGCUGCCCCUGGUGUCUCCUGGGAAAUUUUACAGCUGGAAAGGACCCUUGUGGCGCACGUGCCAGUGGUGGUGGUGCUCUCGCUGAGGAGGUUACCGGUGGGGACAGGUGCACGUGUGAAGCCAGGCGUGCUGCCCCCAUUGCAGAAGCAGGGGCAGAGUGCUCUCCUCUCCCUCACGGGGUGGCGGGCUCCCCGCCUGCCCUCUGCUCCCUGGCAUCUCUCCCCUGCAAGCAGCAAGGGAGAGUUGAGGAGAUCCUUCAGGCCGGGGACUUUGCGAGGAGAGCAGCGUUGCUGGCCAGGUGCGCGGGGUGCUCCUGGAGAGGGGACAAUGUGGUGGAGGACCGCACUGAAAGGGGCCCCUGAGCUCCCCUCGGGGUUGGGGUUUUUUUGCAGCUAAAGUUCACCUAUUUUGCUGGGUCUUGGGUCUCCUCAAUGCUUCUGGUGGUGGAAGGAAGUGGCGGCCACAUCUGCCACUCAGCCUAGUGCCGCUGCUUACCUUCACCUCCCCACGGGGAUUGGGCAGGUGGUGUCAGCCCUUCCCAUCUUUCCCCAAGGGAGCAGAGGCUCCAGUCUCAAAUCAGUGCCAGAGCCAAGAUCCUGCUCUGUCCCCUAGUAAUUCGUGGGUACGAAUAGGUGUGACGCUGCCCCAGGUGCACGACAACAGGCAAACCAGAGCUGAUAGACCUUACAAGCAUAUCAGAUUAAUCCUGAGCAAAGAGCAUUUAUAGUUUUGGACCCUGAUUCACCACUGCCUUAUUGCAGCUCACCAGGGGAAUUCAAACCCCUGAAUAUGAGAGUGAGGUGUCCCUGGCACGCUGCUGCAUGAAUAAUGUCACUGAAGACACUGAGCUGCUAGCAGGUGGAGGAAGGGUCUAGACUAACCAGCUGUGGACAUUUUCUGAGUGACAGGAGAGAGAGGAAUUACCCUAAGAUGGAGAAUUUAGUCAGGGUCAAACACAUGUUCCUUCAUCUGCUCAAACAAUUUUGUCAUUCUCUCUGAUAUUUUCAUUAGUAAAGCAGAGCUUUACUUAGGUAGCAUGAAGCUAUUUCCUGUCUGAGCUGAAAUCAGAGUGUAGCCACUGUCACAUUGAGAGCUGAUAAGCAAUGGAACCAAAGGGAUGGAUUUAAAGAAUAAUAGUAGUUAGAAGGGAGUCUCAGCUACUCCACUGGCUUUGGUUCAGGUCCUGUAUCCCGCAGCCUCCUCCAGCAGCCACUGUGCAGAGAGAGGUGAAAGGAACAGACUCGAGGAACUCCUAAGAGGAAAAGAUAACAUUUUUAAUGGUUUCCUGACAAGGGGUAAUUCUCUGACAUUCUCCUGCAUGUGUGAGUGCUGCAGGAGGCUGUCUUCAUUCUGAGCCUUCAGGAAGGUCAAUGUUGUGUUUCCUGUCAGACAGCAAAGGGAUCUCAUCUGCCCUGAUGGAAAAGAUCUCUGGUAAGGAGGGCUCCUCUCCGGAGAGGUUUUUAAAGUUGAGGGUUCACUGCGUAGCUGCUCUGUUUGUAAUAGUACUGCUCUGUGGGUGAAGAGCACCUAUAAAGCUGACAAAGUGACCACUGUGUCAUGACGAGAUUCUCAUCUAUAAAACAAAAGGAUGGGCUUAGCCACCUUCACCUGUCAGGAGAACCAUUCUGCAUUAUUUAUAUAUCUGGCAUAUAAAGUUCAGCACAGACAUGCAAGACUCUCUCUUGGGUGGCUGGCAAAAAUGGCGCAUGAUCAACCAGUCUCCCUUUCACCUCUGCAUGGCCUUCAGAAAACUUGACCAUCCUAGCCCAGCCUCGGCCAGGCAGGUAGGUUGUCCCAUCAGUGAUGGCCCAAGCUACCUCUGCUGCUUUGAAGGCGUGCAACUGAGGCGCUCUCUUAUCUGUGGUAUUCUUUUGUCUGUCCUGUUGGAUCCUUUAACAACCUUUUUCUAGCCUCUUCUGGCCUAAAUCUGUAUCCCCUAGGCACUGGAGCAAUAGGGACAAGGAAACAGAGCCACCAUCAUGUUCAUGCAAGGUGGUCCAGAUAUUUUCCCACUUCAUUUUUUGAGUCAUAUUUUCCUGAAAAACAUUCAACUAGCCUCACUUACAGGGCAGGAGGGACUGACUUCUUGUGUUUGGCUCUGGGUAAACUACCUGUCUGUAGGUCUGUCUCCUCCUUCUUCCUCUGCAGCUUCUUUCUUCCCAUGGUUUGUAUCUGCCACCAGAAAGCAGGCUCAAAAUCCUGAUUUCGUGGAAGACAAUGGGAAGUUUACUGCGUGUCCUCAGUGAGGACACAUUUUUCACUCACUGAAUCACAGAAUCCUACUGAGCAAGGAUUGAAACUGGGAUCAUCAGCAAGUGUGAAGGAAUGGGUCAUAAUGAUCUCAGCGCUGUGGCUGCUCCCUUAUGGGAAAUGCAGUGUGCCAACAGAUCCGAAUCUUUGUCUUCCUCCAGAGUCUACCCAAAGUGAAGAAAACGUAUCACACUCAUCAGCAUGCUGCACGUUCCCUGGGUCUCUGACUGGCUGCUUAGACGUGGACCCCAAAGGAACUUCUUUGUCCUCGUGAUUUCAUUUGUGGUCAGUUUGGAGGUGGGGCUGUUUUUUAACAUCCGUUUGUACAAUGGGGCCCUAUGCAUUGGGCACUAAUUUGGAGGCUUCUGGCUGCUAUUGUAAUACACGUAAUUAAUGAUAAUAAAAAUCUUAAA
This is a messenger RNA of Grus americana (Whooping crane), 5597 nucleotides long. RefSeq names its product TNF receptor superfamily member 11a (gene TNFRSF11A). The record is from RefSeq and is a predicted model, not a curated record. Lineage: Eukaryota; Metazoa; Chordata; Aves; Gruiformes; Gruidae. The transcript has 11 exons. The coding region runs from base 825 to 2810 and encodes 661 amino acids. Gene Ontology annotation, molecular function: cytokine binding; tumor necrosis factor receptor activity. Gene Ontology annotation, cellular component: external side of plasma membrane. Gene Ontology annotation, biological process: ossification; multinuclear osteoclast differentiation; lymph node development.